Halichondria panicea is the source of this 1856-nucleotide messenger RNA. Its product is annotated as drebrin-like protein B. The transcript has 13 exons. The record is from RefSeq and is a predicted model, not a curated record. Gene Ontology annotation, biological process: regulation of actin filament polymerization; positive regulation of dendritic spine morphogenesis; postsynaptic actin cytoskeleton organization. Gene Ontology annotation, molecular function: actin filament binding. NCBI's taxonomy places the organism in Eukaryota, Metazoa, Porifera, Demospongiae, Suberitida, Halichondriidae. Bases 95 to 1723 code for a protein of 542 amino acids. Gene Ontology annotation, cellular component: site of polarized growth; lamellipodium; postsynaptic density.
UUGACCUUUUAGUGAUCACUGUCAGCUAGCUGACGUGACAUUCUCAAGAGCUUGUGUACUAAGUCAGCCAAGUAACUAGAGAGCACUCGGGAAAAUGUCUAUAAACCUCAAGAAGAACGAGAAAGCUCUGCUAGAUGCUUACAAUGACGUGCUGAGUAACAAGACGGACACCAAAUGGGUUGUGUUUGGGUACGAGGGGAAGAGCAACGACCUCAAGGUGGUGGAGACUGGAGAGGGUGAUCUGGAGGAGAUGGUGGAGGAGUUGAGCGGUGGGAAGGUCAUGUAUGGGUUCAUCCAGGUCACGGACCCAAACACACAGCUGCUCAAGAAUGUCCUCGUCAACUGGGUAGGAGAGGGUGUUCCCUCUAACCGCAAAGGAACAUGUGCCAGACACACACCAGAUGUUGCCAAGUUUUUCAGAGGUGCUCAUGUGACCAUCAACGCUCGCUCAGAGAUGGACUUGGACGAAGAUGAGGUGCUCAAGAAAGUCUCGACUGCCUCAGGGGCUAAAUUCAGUGUUCACAAAGAGAAGGCUCGUGCGAUGCCUGCAGCCGGCCCUGUGGGGUCUGUGUACAAGAAGGCUGACCCCAACAUCAACACCAAAGCCAGGGAUGAGUUCUGGUCCAAAGCUGAGAAAGAUGAGGAUCGUCGUCGUUCUGAUGACAAGAGAUCAGUGUCUGAGCAGCGGAAGAAGGAGGAGCAGGAUCGAAGGGAAAGAGAGCAACAAGAAGGCUCUCAGAGAGAAAGGGCUACACAAGAGAGAGCGAAACGCAUUGAUGACCAAAAGCAUCAAGAAGCUGCAGCAUUCAAGCGUGAGAAGGAAGAACAAGAAGCUAAGCUGCAAUCUCGGCUGAAGCAGAGGGAAACAGAGGUGGAGGCUGAGAGACAGAGAGAGGCAAGGGAGAGACAGCAGAGACCAGGAGUGGAGGCUGCAAACGUUCGUGGGAAAAUGUCUGCCUUUGAAGAGAAGGCUGCUGAACAAGUCAGGCCACCACCAUCAAGACCCCCGAAACGAGUAGUUAGGCCACCCCCUGCGGCUGCCCGUGAACCGUCACCUCCACGAGAGCCAACUCCCCCUCCGAGGGAAGAAACUCCUCCCCCCAGAGAGCUGACCCCCCCUCCAAGAGAGCCAACCCCUGAGCCCCAGCCAGAAGAUGUUGAUGAGUGGGCAGAUGAGGAUCAGCCAACGUAUGAUGACGUGGCAGGUGCUCAGGAGUCAGGUGGAUAUGGAGACUAUGAGCAGCAGCCAGCUGAUGACUACCCAGCUGAUGACUACCCAGCUGAGCCAGAGCAGCCUCUGUAUGAUGAUGUUGACCCGCAGGUGGAGCAACCACAGGAUGCCUACUAUGAUGCAGCUGCAGGGUACGGGGAUGAACCGGAACCUGACCAGCCCAUGUACGACGAUGUGCAAGCUCAGGAACCGGAACCGGAACCAGAACCAGAGCAGCCAUUGUACGAUGAUGUUCAAGGUCAAGAAAUGGAACCUGAUCAGCCCCUUUAUGAUGAUGUUCAAGGUUUAGAGGAAGCUGAGGACCAGGGCGGAUCUGGACUGAGAGCCAGGACCUUGUAUGACUACCAAGCAGAUGAUGAUGGUGAAAUUACCUUUGAUGUUGACGAAAUCAUCACAGACAUAGAAAAGAUUGACGAUGGUUGGUGGAGUGGGACCAGAGAGCUGGAUGGCACCACUGGCAUUUUCCCCGCUAACUAUGUCGAGCUCAUUUGAACAUGUAGAGUAGCACAGUGUAUAGACCGAGAUGUUAGUUUUUGACUUUUUGUUUUCUCUUAAAUUGUCAAUAAAACUUUUUUAGACAAUAGUUUUGUGCAUUGUGUUUUAAUUUAUUGUGAUUGCGGUUGAA